AAAAAAUAGAAUUGAGUUUUCUUAUGGAAACCGAAGCUCCGGGCAGGCUGAAGAAUGCCUCCCUCUUUGUCAUUUGGUUACUAAUAAGACAUCCCUAAGAAGGAACAGUGGGGCUACUAUGACUCCCACAGGAUUCCACCUACCUCAUAGUGGCCCCCUUGAAGUCAUUGCAGAGAUAACUUCACCAGCCCCUGAGCCCACAACACAAGUCGGCUGAGGCCAAUCGUGGGUGAUCAUCCUCGGUCCUCUCUCUGGCCGAGGUGUGGCCCAGACCUCCCCCCACGCCCCACAGAGGCACCUCUGAGGGAAACAGAAGACAGAACAAAGCCCACCCACUACAGAGAGGAGGAACCAGGUGGACUUUUCCAGCCACCACCCUGGAGAUCCUGGCACCUAGUGCUCUACGGUCAUCUCCGAAAGAGUAUCAGAGAAACAUGGUGUCACCAUCUCUAGCCUCAAAUGCUGUGGUGGCUAGAGACCAAGAUGCCAGUACAUCACAGGCCCGAAGCCAGAGUGAGAGUAAGAAUGGGCCCAACGUUAGCACCCUGCGGAAGCCCACCAUAUCUAAGGUGAUCCUGAGGGCUGUGGCUGACAAGGGAGUACAUAGCCGUGUGUCUCUUGCUGCCUUGAAGAAAGCUGUGUCCGUUACAGGGUACAAUAUGGCCCAGAACACCUGGCGCUUCAAGCGUGUGCUCCAGAAUCUAGUGAAGAAAGGUAUGCUCAAGCAGGUGACCGGCAAGGGUGCCUCGGGCUCUUUCCGCCUGGGCAAGAAGCAGGCCUUCAAGUCCAAGGGCAGAGCCAAGAGAUGCCAGCAGAGGCAGCAGAAGCAGCAGAGGGAGCAGAGGCAGAAGCCUGCACAGUGCCUGUCUGGACCACGACGAUCCCUACUAAGCUCCAGAAGGAGCAAUAACCAGCUUUUCAAAGGAGUUCAUAGGGUGACUAAAGGCUGCCAAUAAUAAGGCAGGUCAGGCAGGGUGCCAGGCUUGCCACGAAGUGGGAAUAAAAACCCAACUUAU
Molecule: messenger RNA, 1016 nt
Organism: Arvicanthis niloticus (Nile rat)
Lineage: Eukaryota; Metazoa; Chordata; Mammalia; Rodentia; Muridae
Source: RefSeq, a predicted model, not a curated record